Coregonus clupeaformis (lake whitefish) is the source of this 3238-nucleotide messenger RNA. RefSeq names its product SH3-binding domain protein 5-like, a (gene sh3bp5la). The coding region runs from base 477 to 1838 and encodes 453 amino acids. The record is from RefSeq and is a predicted model, not a curated record. Gene Ontology annotation, cellular component: cytoplasm. NCBI's taxonomy places the organism in Eukaryota, Metazoa, Chordata, Actinopteri, Salmoniformes, Salmonidae. The transcript has 6 exons. Gene Ontology annotation, molecular function: protein kinase inhibitor activity. Gene Ontology annotation, biological process: negative regulation of protein tyrosine kinase activity; intracellular signal transduction.
CUUUUGUUUUGCUAGCUAAGAGCAGAGCAGAGCCGAGGUUAGCUAGCUAGCAAGCAAGCGGUGGAGGGAAAGCUAGGUGGGAGAGAUGGAGGAGAGACUACUGGUGAUGAAAAAACAUAAUUAUUUAUUGGCAAUUAGAUUUAAUUUCAAUGUCCAUUAUUUUCAGUCAAUUCCCUUUUAAAUGAUGUUUUGUUUUCAUGCAACGUGCUAACGUUAGCUAGCUGUAGAGCUAGCUACUGUACAGGUAGUAUCGUCACGUUCGCCUCCUGUGGCUAAACUAGCGUGAUUGAAUGAUAGUCUGGUUUUGCUCUCUGUCAAAAUAGUUUUUUCCCUAUGGUCCUAAACAAAUUCUCACACAUACAAAACGCAGUUAGUAACUGUGUAGAACACAUAGCUAGUUGGCUAAAAAGAAAAGCAAAGGUACCGUUAUUUGGUCAACUAAGUUAGCUAACGUUAGCUUGCUAACUGGGCCUGGAAUGGAGCCAGGUGAUUUGCGUGUGAGCCCAGCAGGCUCCGGAGACCCCGAAGUGGGUGAAUGGAGGGAAGAGACCCCUGGUGGGGAUGCCGAGGUGAAGGGCGGGGAACCAAAUGACAAGGAAAUUGAUGGAGAUACAGCUGAAACGGUGCUCAAAGAGAAAGAAACCUGCGAGGGAGAAGAGUAUACAGAGAAAGAGAAGAACGAAGGUGAACUACACAGCCCAUAUGAAGAGGAAUUGGAUCCCAGAAUUCAGGAGGAGUUGGAACACCUCAACGAGGCCAGUGUAGAAAUCAACCAACUAGAACUGCACUUGGAUGAUGCCAGAUCGGGUUACAGGAAGAUCCUCACAGACUCGGCCAGAAAACUGAACGCCCACAGCUCCCAGCUUGGUACCUGCAUCGAGAAGGCCAGGCCCUACUAUGAGGCUCGUCGACUUGCCAAGGAGGCUCAGCAGGAGACCCAGAAGGCGGCGCUGAGCUACGAGCGGGCUGUCUCCAUGCACACGGCUGCCAGGGAGAUGGUUUACGUGGCAGAGCAGGGCCUCAUGGCCGACGGCAAGAACACCCUGGACCCCACCUGGCAGGAGAUGCUCAACCAUGCUACCUCCAAGGUGAACGAGGCAGAGGAGGAGCGCCUACGCAGCGAACGGGAGCACAUGCGUGUCACCCACUCUUGUCAGACAGCAGAGGCUCGAGUCCAGACCCUGCAGAAAUCUCUCAAGAGGGCCAUCGUUAAAUCCAAGCCUUACUUCGAGCUCAAGGCCCAGUUCAACUACAUACUUGAGGAGCACAAAACCAAAGUGAUGCAGCUGGAGGAGCAUGUGACCAAAGUGAAAAACCGCUACUCUGUCGCCCUGCGCAACCUGGAGCAAAUUAGUGAGGCCAUCCACGCUCAGCGGGGGCGGGGCCAAACUGAAGGUGGACAAACCACGGCCUGUGGUGGGCGGAGUCCCCCUAUUGGGGCGGAGUCGGACAGUGGGGUGUGUGGUGCCGAAGGUGGGGCAUGUGGAGGAGGGGCAAUAGAGACUGACAGGGUGGACAGAAGUGGAGUGGCGUAUAAGAAAAUUGGGCUGGUGGAGAAAUACAGGGAGAACGGGCGAGAGAGGCCCGAGACACAUGGAGAGAGAGCAGGGUCAGAUUCCCUCUCCGUCUUCAGUCUGCAGACCAUCGCUUCCGACCUGGAGAAAUGUGAUUCCAUCGAACACCUCGGGGAAUUUAGCGAUGUGGGCAGUCUGCCUGGGGAGGAUGGAGAGAAUGAGAGGGAGGAGAGAGGGGGAGGGAGGGAAAGAGAAAGAAGGGAAGGGCAAAUGCAGCGCCAACAGCACUUCCUGAAGCAACAUCACAGGAGCUUCAGCUUGUGAGAGCUGUCUUCAUCGCUUAUAGUUUAUCAAUUGAAAAGAAAGUGUCCGGUCUAGCUAGCUCAUUAUCCUGGCAAAAUAGCUAAAUAUAUGAUAUAAAAUAUAUGAUGAAAAUCAGAUCUGCUGUAACUAAAGUAACACAUUUAAACAGGGGUGUAUGAUACUCAGUAUUAACAAAGCACAGGUACGUUGGCAAAUAAGACCUGACAAUAUAAGGAGCCUGACAGGUUUUGCAUCAUAUUACAACACUACGGAAACUCCUAGACCGUACAUGCCUCUGAGAUUAGCUGCUUUACUUCCCUUAUUCUGGCAAUAAGGAAACCUUAGACACGUAUGUCCUAGUGCAUGAAGGAACAAUCUAAGUAAGAGACUACAACGGACAUGACUGAAUUUAUGGUGCAAGUAUGUUCUUCUUGUGCAACAGGAAAGUAAGUGUGAAUUCAUAUGCACGUCACCAUUUGUUAUUAGUUUCGCACUGUAAAUAUUAUUUUAGUACAUAAAUUCAAACGCGUAUUGCAAAAAGUGCAAGAAGAAUAAGGUUUUUUACUUAUUCUGGAAACCUGGUUUCAGGGUUUGAAUCAACAGGAACCCAAAACAUACUAAAGAGGGUUACAAACUCCCUUCUGACAACUUGCUUGAUGACAGAAAGCACUCCAGACUAUUUAUUGUGUACUAGGAUUCAGGGCUAAAAGAUCACGCUGACAUAAUAUUAUGUUUUACUUGUUAACAUUUUAAGCCCAUAAUUUUAAGAUCCUUUGUUUUGUAUUUUUAAAAGAAAAUAAUUUCCCAAGAAUAUAUUUUUUCUUUAGAGCCUCUUGGGUCGUAAACUGAAGUGUGCCUUGCCCUUGACACAGUACGACACAGACAGACAGUAUAGCACUGGCUGCAACAGCAUACUGUUCAGAUCUGUGUAUACAGUAUUAAACUGGUCAACAAAUGAGAAAUACUCCCAUGAAGGACAUGCUUUUGACCAUAUGAUUAAUUUGAAAUUUGAAUAAUAUAUGAUUCAUCCUAACACUGUUUUGCCUAGACUUGUUUUAUUGUUUUAUUUUUUUAUUAAUUUGAAUGUUGUCUGUGUACUGCUUUGGCAAAGUGGAGGGUACAAGAAAUGUAUUCAAGAGAUGAAAUGUAAGUUUGUGUAUAAUUACAACAUUAUAGAGAAAAUAAUGACAUUUACAGAUUUAUUUGAAUAUUUGAGAACGUCUUUGUAUAGUUAUUUUAAAGGGAUCUUAUUUAAUGCUGGUUAUCUUCUGUAUUCCUGAUCUGACCUCUCUGUCCCGCUCAUUCGUAAAGUCUCUGGUGCAGUAGUGUAAUGUCACCCAGCUAUAUAGUACAAUUCACUGUUGUUAUUUACAUGUAUGCAAUAUCAUACAGUUAAACAAUAAAAUAAGAGGAAUCUUGAA